UUGUUGCCAGAAAUAGAUAUUGAUAUGACAUAUCAAUUAGAUGCAUACAAGAGAAAUUACUAAUGGUGAACUGAAACAGAGUGACCUACAGAUAAGAGUAAUGAGGAAGGGGAAGUUGUUAUAUCAUCACCAUGAAAGAAAACUAUUAUCAGAUGUGUCAAAGAAAAUAAAAUCCAGAAGGCAUCGGCAUCACAGUCCUAAGGUUAAGAUAAUAGAUGAAGAAGAUGAAAUUAUACGAAAUAGCUAAGACCUAUUUUGUUGGACUAAUGUUAUAAAGAAAUUAAUAAACACCCAAAGUUUAAUUAUUUAUACAGACAGUAAAAAUUAAAUAGAAAGAACUUUAUUUAGUGUUACAAAGGUUUGAGUGAUAAAAGUGGACUUUGAGGUGCAGAACUAUCUUACGAGAAAGCAUGGCAUGUAUUCAAUGGAGGUAGAUAAAAAAUAGUUAGCCUUAAUGUGCUUUUGACAAAAAGUGAGUGUGCAUCUUCAAUAGUUACCUGAUUUAUAUGAAGAACAACAAAAUGGUGAUCUACCUCUCUAGGGGUGCUUUCGGUUCCUAUGAGCCAAGAGCUGCAUCGAGACGGCAAUAAAUACGCGCGCCCGCUGUGAAGUGUUUCGUAGCGGUAAUUUGCGUAUUGGCCACAGCGAGGAGAAGGCGCCACGUGUGGGCCUGCGUACACCCGGGGGCGGGCGCUUUGCGCCGCCCCUCAACUGCAUAAUAUAUACCCGCCAGAUGGUUUAUUGACAUCGGGACAAAAUAAGCAUGAUGUAGAGUGGGAACCUGACAUCAUUGCUCCAGACCCGUUCAUGUCAGACGAUUGUUUAGAUGUCUUUUCACCGAAUCAUCAGUUCCUGCUGACCAAGACACAGGAACCAAACACGAUGAGUACAGGGGAAGAUGAACCAUCGUCUGGUUUAAAUGGAAGAUUAAGACCCAGGAAGUCUACUUUCCCCAGCCCUCAACCCAAGGCCGCACGUAGGUUAGAGGGCAAAUGCUCUCAGGAGAAAUUAAAGAAGAACGGGACCCCUUCCAAAUCCUCACUAAAUAAAACGGAUGAUCUCUUUAUCGAUUCAGACUGCGCUCCGGUUGUCCAUCUUUGUCCCUAUUGUGACAGAACAUUCGCCUCUAAGCAAACUGUUUCGAAACAUGUACGCCGGUCGCAUAUAUGUACUUCAAAAAAAAAUUCAGCUGUGGAAUGUUUGUUUUGCAACCACAUUGAAACGGAACCCCACGAAAUUAUUCGGCAUAUGGUCGACAGUCAUCCUAAUCAAUACUUCGCUUGUCUUGACUGCCAUGGAAGAUUUUCGUCUACGUCCGAACUGGCCGAACAUAAACUUAAUGUAUGCGAAAAGCAGAAGCCUUCAUACCGCAGUAAAUUACGCCAAAAAUCGUCGACUGUCAAGAAAAUAACGAAAAAACUGAACAUUAACAAUAAAGACGAUUUUCAGAACGAUGGCAAAGACUAUCCGGAUGAACCUGAUUAUAACGGCAUCGUUAUUGCAUGUGAACUUAAGCCUUCACAAAUUCAUGAUGCGGCCGAUAUUGAGGAUAACCUUACAACGAAUUUAAUUUUGCCGCCCACCAAGAAUAUAGGCAAUAACACAGUACUAGAAAAGAAUGCCGUCAUCGUAUUGGAUGACAUACAGUGGAACAAACGUAUACCUCCUAAUUUCACGUUCCAUAAUACGGACGCUGAUCAAAUACUAUCCAGGCUAGGCGUUAUCCACAGAUCGUCGAGGACCGGCGAAUCUACGAAGAGGGACUGGUUUAAAGCCAUAGAGGAUACAACUCAGAAGUUCGAGAAGUGCUUUGACACCAGCUUCUAUUCUAGAGUUGCAAGUAAUGUGCAAGAAAAUUUAACAAAAUACUUAGAUGGAUCGUUUAAUUUUAAUCCGGAUCCAGACAACACAAUAAAAACUAGAAAGGCUAAAAACAAUGUGGUAAUAAACACUGCUGAAGGAUUUCCGAUACUUCUAGCUUUCGAGCAGUAUUCGCGUAAUGUCUUCGAUGGACAUAUUCCGCGUGCUAUUGCACCCAAGCACAAGUGGAAGUGGGAUAAUCUGGAGAAUGAUAAAAGUUUAAUGAAUCCUGAUCAAAUAAAACGUGAUUCACAUGCCAAUAAUUGCAUUAUAACUUUAGUGUCCAGUUUAGAUAUAUGGACACAGUUGCGCAUGCGACGGAUGUUUGAGGACAAGUUUAAACACUCUUCAGUAGAAAAAAAUACUGAAAAAAGAAAUAUAAUAGCAAACGAAUUGAAAGAAAUACUUGAGAGCCGAGAGAUACCCACAUCAUCAUCUCAGAUGGUCGUCUACAAUCCUACAUCAGACACCAGACCAAAUUCCCUUGACUUUCCAGCUUCUUUGGGUCUACAGCCUUCAGUGCCACAAUUUGACCAACAACCUGCAAUAUUAAGCGGGGAAUGGGUGCGGCCGCGAUGCUACGUUUGUUGCGCAUGUGGUGCUCAAACAAGAGACGCACGUGCACUUUCUUCUCACAUGUCUACUCAACACCCAAACGCACAAGUGCAGCACUAUGAGAUCGUUGGUGAAUCUCUAUUAAACGCUGAUAUUUUAAAACAUUUGUACAUUCCUCCUAGUCAAACAUGCACCAGAACCCGCCCCCUUCGUGGAAUCAGGGAAUGUACGAAAUGCAAAAAGACUAUCAGCUUAGAAGACUUGCACCAACAUAUGCUGGAUUGCGCUGGUGAUAUGCCAACAGUACGUAGAAAAUGCCGCUAUCGUCCAUUUGGAGUACGUAGGCGCCGCCCAAGACUACCUGACAAUACUAUCCGCAAGAAAAUACGUAAAGAUAUACGAAACAGACAAAGGCAAAAAAAUCACCUUCGAUCAAGGCCCAGACCCAAGAAUAAAACGGAGGUUGGAGACGCCGAAACUAUACGGAAGAUGUUAGCGGAUUUGCCCGCUAAGCGUCAUCGUGUAUUAGUCAAUCCGCUGAAUUCUAUGCUAAGACCUCGAAGAAGGCUAGAAAAACAACGUAAUAAAUUAAUAUUAAAACAACGCUCCUCGGAAGAACUAAAAAAUAGGCGCCGUAUAAGAGACACAAAUAACAUUGCCGAAUCCGAAAGCAUCGGUGACCAGAUUCAAAAUAGAUUUUUAUCUAACAAAAGUGACAAUGAGAACAAAGUUUUGAAAUCGAAACUAAAAAUAAAUAGCGCUUCUCACCAAACUGAAUCGUUAAAAAGAAAAGCUAUGUUAAACAGAGCUAAACGACGCCUCAAUAAAUUGACAUUGGAAGCGCCGGAGAAUGUUUCUGUAGUCAAUCACGAAGGUACUACUCAAACGCAAGAUCUUUCUAUUGAAAAUACACCUCAACGAAUUGACGUCAAUAGUGGUGCAUUCAAUAUGAGAGAGCAUUCAGGCCGCACGGAGACCAACAAUCGUAAUGAACAAGAUCCAGGCUGCAGCCGCCAGAAUGGAAACUUGAACAACCAGUUCGUUCCGGCACAAAAUGCACCAUUAAAACAUUCGAUAGCAAGGUUAACUGCCAAUUCUGAGACUCAUGAUAAGUCUGUGCAAUUCCAUCACUUGUUCUUAGUACAACAAGAAUGUAACAAUGUCAAUCAACAUGUAACAACUGGACAGCGGCAAGUUUUCGAAAACGAAGCCGUCGUGACUAGGUUGGAUAAGCCACCUUUGCACCAUCACUAUUCUAAGAGAUCUUUGGAUCCUUACGUCCUGCAAAAGAACAAAUUGAAUAAACCUCGAAAAGGUUUAAAUGACUGCAUUGCAAUGCUGAAGAAUAAGUUGGUUGAACCUAUACCGCAUCAUCCAAUGACUGAACAUGUCUCUGUUCAGUGUGGGAAUGAUGAACCGAUUGAUCGGGAACCGGUAUAUUUGCCAAUAAGAAAUGUUAUAGAAUCAAGUAUCAAUAUGACCCCCGCCGAAGUAUUUUAUCGGCCAGUUCCAAUGCAAGAACCAAUGGAAAUGUGUAGAACUGACUUGAGCGCGCAAACACUCGCGGCUUUCCAAUACAAUGUAAAUAAAGAAAUGUUAACACGUUCUAAGGUUGAAAGAACCAAAACGCGACAGAAAACAUCUAUUCAGCUUGGGAGCCGUCUACCACCAAAACAAAAACAGAUCGAACUCCCAAUUAAACGCAAGUCUUCCCGUCUAAAAUCAAUCGCUCGGGUGGAAAUUGAGACACAACAAAAACUUUUGGGCUUACCGCCUCAAAUUGAGAUAAUACCACAUAGUUCUGUCGAUUUACAGGCCGUUAACGUAAAUGCUAUACGCCGACGUCGUGACUCUUAUCAAAAGUUCGAACAAAAUUAUAUAGCACAUCUCCAGAAAUCCAACGAAAUCUCAUUGUUUAGGCAAAGAGCGCCUGAACAGAGUUCUAAAAGCAAAUCAACUGCAAAAAAAGUAAUGACAAUUCAACCUGAUCCUAAAGUAAUGUCCCGAAUGCAAUGUCCCCGGCAAAGCAAUUUAUCUAAAACUUUUUUGCCCGAACAAACUGUACAACAAACGGUAACAGAAACUUAUAUCAAAAGUUGCCAAACGCAACAGAAAUCAACACCAGUGUUUCAAGAGAACACAUCUCCUCAAAAAGUACAUGAUCUUCAACCGAUAAAAAUACAUGAUCUUCAACCGAUAAAAGUACAUGAUCUUCAACCGAUAAAAGUACAUGAUCUUCAACCGAUAAAAGAACAUAACCUACCGAUAAAAGAACAUGACCCUCAACCUAUAACUCAUCAAGAACCGAAUCACGAAAAUUUUAUUGCCCCGAAUGAUAUUUAUCGCGAAACUACAAGUUUCAGUGAAUAUCCGACGGCUCUAACUUCAUCCCAUGCAAAUACUAACGUGGAUCCUGCACUUUCAACACCAUUAGAUCUUUCUGGUAAAUGUAUAGUAGUGGAAAGUCCCGAAGUAACAUCGAAUCCAGAAAGUUAUUCUUACUGUAUUAGUAAUUAUGACUCAUAUGGUACUUUAGAUUUAUCUAAUAAGAGCUUGGAUUGCGAAAUGGGUAUUAGACAAACCGGUAUAACGGAUGAAGUAGUAGAUUUACGUAUAAAACAUUCACAACAUUCGAUCUCUCAAGCAAUGUGUAUAAGUUCAUAUCCAGACUCAUCAAAAAAUGAAAAUGAUGUUGCUGCAGAUUUAUCUUUGUCUGUAUGUGAAAAUGAUUAUACACCUACAGAUUUAUCUAUGAAAAGUAAAGUGAGAACUGAACAUGUAGAAAUUAUGGAACCAGUAAAUUACGUUGUUCACGAUUUAUCUAGUCGUAAAUCAAAUGUUCAUUUAACACUCUCUGAGGAUCCAUCAGAAACACAGUUAAAUAAAGAUACCCCUACAGACCUAUCGAUGACGCGAAAUGUAGUAAUCAUGAAUGAACUACAAAGUUCUCUUACACCUCAAACCAAAGAAAUAGAUUUGAGAGUUUCAGUGGAUCUUACUGAGGAGAAAUCUAACGAUUUAAUGACUUGUGAAGUAAAAGACACAGAACAACCGAUGGAUUUACAACACAAACACUUUCAACAUUCAGAAGAUCUCUCAGAUAAAACAAACGAAGUAAAUAUGAAUGAAGACAUACAAAUUUCAAAAAAUGAUUCAAAUGUUAUAGAGCAAACAAGUGAGGUUUUGCAAAAAUCGUCAUAUGACCCAACGUUAAUAAUACCACAGUACAACUUAAACACAUGCGAAACAGAAGACGCUUCGCCCGAAGUCUCAAAUUCUAAUGUGGUUAAAAUACAUCCGAGUAUUAAUCAAAUAUAUUCUCAGGCAGCAUCUGAAUCAGGUGUUGUCCAUAAUGUAACUUCAACACAGCAAACACAUAAUUAUAUGUUUGAUGAUAAUUCUACACAAAGCAGAUUAUCUUACGGCUUCUCGGGAACUCCGCAUAAUGUUUCAAGUGGCGCUUUCGGGGGAAACAUUCCCGUAUAUACAUUGCCAAAUCCUGUUAUGUCAACAUCCAUUCAUAAAUUUGAAAGUACCAAACCUGUCUACACAUUAGCCAAUGCUUGCAUUUCUGUAACCAAAAUAGAAUCUUCAAAUUCAGCCACUCUGACCAAUUCACUAUUAAGUAUUCCCGGAACUACCAUAGCAAGCACUACGUCCGUAUAUACGUUGGCUGGGACAACAAUAGGCGCGCCUAUGCAUUAUGGUGUAGUGCCAAAUAUCCCAAAUACCAUUGGAUUAAUGAAUACCAUUCCUCAGAUCACAAGGGCGGAUAUGAGUAUUGAAAUGAAUAGAGAAACAGAAAAAUUGGAUUCAUCUAUCUAUCCAGUUAUGAAUGUAGACAACGAACAUGAUGCUGAGACUCUGAGAAAAAUUGCUCUAUUACCAAAAGAAUUGGUAGAAAUUUUGGGAACUAUGCCAGCUGAUCAUCGUAAUCAAUUAUUAAAUGUAUUACCCCAAUACGUGUCUACUUCUGCGUGUGCAUCAAGCUUUCAGUCCGAAAGAUGUCAAGAAGAUAGCAUAAAAACAUGCCUCGCACCAUCGAUGAACUUUCCCUCUUCAUGUAAUUAUACUUCUGGUUUCUGUCAAAAUACUAUGCUUUAUCCAAUGAGCUUUGAUUGCGACAAUAAGCAAUCAGCGUAUCUUCUUUUACCGCCUCCGCCUCCACCACCACUACUUCCACCACCACCUCCACCUCCACCUAUAUUGCUGCCCCCACCACCGCCACCACCACCUCCGCCAACAACGCCGCCACCACCACCGCCACAACCACCGCUGCCGCCUUUACCUCCGCCACCACUACCACCGUCGCUACCACCCACAAUUAAAUCCCAAAUUAAUGACGACGACGUAAAACCGUUCGAAUUCAUUGAACCGGAAAAAUAUACACAGGAUCCGUUCAUAUCCCCAAAACAUCUCAAAUACAACGAAUACGAUGACGAUGACAUUAAAAUAAUUGAUUUAACUGAGGAUGAUACCGUGGACAUUGAUGUAGUCAAACUCACUGAAGAUGUUUCACGGCCUAUAGUUUUGCCAUCUAUAGACAGUAAAAAUGUUAUAAAUACUAAGCCUAACAAACAAAAGCCCAAUGAACAAACUGCUAGUUUAAGGGCAGUUCGCAUAAAAGCUCCUUCAGAGAGAAAUAAAAGAGUUUCGACUGAAAAUCACAUGACUACUAAAACUUAUCCAGAAGUACAAAUGAAAAACAAUGAUCAAGACGAUAUAGAAUCGAAUAAAACUUUUGAUUCUGACAUCUCCUUGGCUAUUCAACAAGCUGAAGUUAGCAGUACUCAGCAUAGCAAUAGAAACAUUGUAUCAGAUAAUGGCUUACCGCUGGCUGUUUCGCUUUCCUGCAUAGAACCUAAAACAGAUAAAACUGGAAAGAAUACUUUGUGCAAAACUACAGUUUCAACACAAGAAAAUUACACUAAUACAAAUAAGGAGCAAUGUCAGAAGAAUCAAAUAUGUGGAUCGGAUUUAAUUUCGGUAUCAAUAUAUAACGAGGACAAUUGCCGAGAAGUGACCACAGAUGAAAUUCACGAAAAUAUUGUGAAUGUUGAUCACCCAACUGUUGCAACAAACCCUAUAAGUAAAUCUAUUGCAAGUGAUGAUAUUGUGAACUCGGAUUUAGAAUCUCACGAUCGUAAAGUAGAAACUCAAAUAACUCCUGAUUUAUCUGAUAAGCGAUGUAUCCCAACAGAUAAAAAUGAUGUGACAAUGGAUGAAACACCACUACAGGAACAGUCAUUAAACUAUAAACAAAAAUAUUAUGAAGACGAAGAUUCUGAAGAUGAUGUAUCUUUAGCUGUCAUAGUUAAACAAAAGCAAUUAGAUCAACAAUCCACAGAACUUAUUGAAACUAAAAAAGCCGAUGGAAAUGAAGAAAAUCAUAUAUUUAUUAAAAAAAAGAAAAAAACUAAAAAACCAAAGAAAACAAACAAAAAAGUUUGUGAAGAAAUAAUACCAGCCAAAGAAGAUACUAAUAAAAAUAUUUUGAGUAAUGAACAAAGUAAAAUAUUUCCUGCUAAAGUAAACACCACAUAUUCCAAAGAAUACAUUACACAAGACAAACAGAUUUCCACAAAUAUGGAAAGUAACAAUUAUCAAGACAAUGAAUUCAUAACCAAAGAUAAUAUAGAGAAGCAUUGCAGAAAGAAAAUAAAAAAAAGUGGAAACGUCAAUAACACCGGUGAACAGGAAAGCCUAAUGGACAAUGGCGAAGAAACAACUGAAUUACAGAAUAUGGAAAAGAAAACAUUUUUUGCGAAAACUCAGAAUAAAGCACUUAAUGAUAGAAGCAUGGUUUGUGAACAAGAGGUCAAAAUAAUUGAACAAGAAUGUGAUGAAUCUUUGAAAAACCUUAAACUGAAGCCAACUUCAACAGAAAGACACCAACAAAUGAAAAAAAAACAAAAGAGAGAUACCGAACAAGUGGAAUCUAGUAAAAUUAUAUUGGAAGAGUCCCAUCCCAUCUCGACAAAACCAGGUAAUUUGAUACAGAAAGAGAGAAAAAAGAAAAUGUAUUUUCUUAAUACUGAAAUCAAAGAAUUAUGUUCUGAUGACGAAGAUAUGACCCUUUCCUCAGUGAUUGAAAAUAAAGCAAACAAUACCACGGUAGUCGCAGAAAACAAAACUACUAAUAACGAAUUGCCAAUGUCAUAUUGUGAUGACAAUCAUGUUCAGGGUAAUUUACAAAUAAAAAUUGAUACGAAUACUAUCAGUGCAAAAGACUUAAACGAUAAGGAUGCAACUUUUCUGAGUGAUAAUGAAGUGCUAUCUGACACACAAGAUAAAAUUAUAACCCCGUUGCGCCGUAGUAGACGAGGAAAAUCUAUGUUCAUUGACAAUUGUGACAUCACCAAUCAAGAAAGCUUAACACCCAGCAGCUCAAUAUCUCUGGAACAAAAGACACCAUUAACUAAAAAGCAACUUAUUUUCUCAAAACUGCUUCUUGAUGAAGAGAAUCAAACCGAAGUUCCAGCGCACUCUACACCCGAGAAUCAUACGCACAUAGAGAGAUCUGAUACUACAAAUACAUUUGUUUCACAUUUAGAAAAUAAUUUUAGUAAUAUAGCAGACUCAUCUAUACAGGAAACAGAUAAAAAUAAAGCUAUUAAACGCAAAAAGUCGCCUCACUUAAAACGUAAAAGCAAGAAAAAGAAAUCGUUUGAUAAUUCAAACGCAUCGGAUGACACAGACACGGAUACAGCAUUGAGCAAGAUUGACACAAAGACACGAAAGUCCUCUGAGACUCAUGUAGUUGAUUCUUCAAUAAAGAACAAUGAAGAUGUUGAACAAGGGAAUAAAUUUACUCAAAAUGCCUACAAUGAUGCAGAAACCGCACCGAUGGAAAAUUUAGCUAUAAAAAUUCCCCAAACAAAAAUAAAUACAAAUGAAAAUGAGAUAAAUCAUAAUAAUUCUACUAACACUGAAACGCCGUCAAUAUCAAAAGAAAAGCGUAAACUUGACAUGUUAGCAACAAACUUAGAUUCCGAUUCAAAUUUGAAGCCGAAGAAAACUAAAACCGAUUGUAAAAAUGAUAAAACAUCCCCCGAAGAAGUAUGUGACAAUAAAUUUAAACAUGACACAACAAAUCUGUUAUGUAAGGACAAAGCUAUUUCAAAGGGUGAAGUACGUACAACUUGUUACAAUAUGCCCAUAGCGGCUAGGCGAACGCGUUCAAAGUCAGCUGUAGUUAAAUCAUCAGGAAAUGAGUUCUAUGAUCCAUACGACAUUGAUUUGGAUGACAUGUUAGAUAAAAAUGUGUCUAUGGACAAUAAAAGGCCAGUUCCUUUUCAACAGAAAACAACUAAGAUUCAAGCUACAAAAGCUCUAUCUUUAGAAAACCAAUCUGAUACGCAGAGCACUAACGUAAAAGAAUUGUCUAUAAAGAACGAUAAUCAAACCAUAGAAUCUAAUAUAAAGAUACAAGACUCUCAUGAUGACAUUGUAGAUGAAACAGAUCACACAAAGGAAGUUGUUAGUGAUUCCGAUGAUUCUAGUAAGAGUGAUGUACCAUUACAAAAAUAUGUUGAAGAGAAAGAAAAAAGGAAUUUAGCUUUAGGUGAGAGUAGUGUUACAUCUGAAAGAGAAGAAAAUGAAAUGGAUACUACUGAAGACACAUCAGAUGAAAAGGACAAAACUCAAAAGAAAAGUAGACGAACUCUUGCAGUUUGCAAUCCAGUUGAUACUGCAAAUUCUCUUGAUGAGACGGAAGAAAACCUCAGAUCUGAACAAUUUAUGGAAAGUUUUGGAUUUUUCUCUGAAAGAAAACCUAGAAAAUCAAAUUUGUUAGCCUCAAAGAAAAUUUCGGAGACAUUUCAUAUUAUCGCUAAUGAAAGUGAUGAUGUAUAUUUUGGAUAUAAAGAAAAAUCGGGGAAAAAAUCAUCACAAAAUGAAAAUAGAAAAUCUGUUGAUGGUGAGAGCAGUUCUAUCAAAAAAACAAUAAAACGUGGUCGAAAAAAGAAACCUUGUACAAAAAUUGUACCCCGCAAUUGUAAUAUAUGUAAAAAAGAAUAUCGACGUCCAGAUAACUUUAUAAGGCAUCAAGUUUCGUUGUACCAUGUAUCAAAGUUAUCUGAAAUUGAAAUGAAAGUUGAGACUGUGCCCGUACCUGAUGAAUCAACUUAUCUAAUGGUGUACAAACAGCAUGUCGAUCGUCUAAAAAUGUUAACUGAGAAAUUGGAAAAACUAAAAAAGAAUUCUAAAUAUCCUCUGAAUAUUAAAGUACCUACAGUUGACGAGAUUUUGAAUGAAGUUAAUACAACAGUAAGGGAACAGGCGGUUUCAAAACUUAGUGGCGAUGAAGCCCUUUUCGUAGAUUGCUGUGAGCUAUUGAAAGAAUCACAUAAAACUGAUGAGAUGAAAGCUGCAGACAAGUGUUUAACGACUACUCAAAACAGAGUAACAACCCUAGAUACCUUCGAGGAACAGUUAAAUGAAGCGGAGAGAAAUAAUUCAAAAAGUGAUGGUGACGUGGAUUCUAUUACGGCCAGAAAUAUAUUAGAGAGUGAGGAAGUAAAAAAAUUGGAAAAUGAUUUAAUCUCUGGCUUAAAAGAGGCAGCUAAUGCCGGAAACCUGCCUUCUUUAACUUGCCAGCAUACAGUAUCAACAAUAGUUGAUGAUGUAAGAACACAACAUACUAAUGAAAUGAUUGAAACUAACAUCAGCUCUCAAAUAGUCCCCACUAAUGAUGAUCAAACUGAUGAAGUAAAUAUUCCGAUCGAAGAGCCCACCACGAGUAAAGCUAAGAAAGUUGUAGUUAAAGAUAAAUUGUACCCAGAUGUACCUGAACCUAUAGAUAUGUUAGAAGACAAAUUCGAUAAAAUAAAAAGAAAAUGUCGUUCUCAGGCAGCAGCCGCAAAACAAAAUCAAAAUAUUAUUGAACCUGUAGUGAGCCAAAAACCAAGAAAGAAAUCGGACAAGAAAAAGAAUAAGCGAAGUUCAAAGAAAACAUAUCAAAGUAGUCAGGUACCUACCAAAGGUGCUCUGAAGGGAUUUGACGGUAUCAAAGUGUCAAUUCCGACUACUGAAAUUAACAUGUCGGCUAUAGUUCCUUCACACUCAAAUAUUCAAAAAAAGAAAAAGAAAAACGGUCCAAAGAAGAAAAGAAGUAAAAAAGAGUUUGAACCAAGCACUCAAUGUGAUACUGACCAACAAUCAAAAGAAUAUUCUCAGAAAAAAGUGGACGUUUACGAAUUUAAGGAUAAUGAAGAUGCAGAAGUUUUUGAAUUUAGGCCGUCCACAUUAAUGGAAAGAUUUAAAAGUAUUAGCAACAAAGAUAUGCCUUCUACUUCCAAGAUAACACCUUCGAUCGAUAAUGAAGAUAACUCUAGCGGCAGUGUUUCUGAUGGAGACGACUUUGUAUACAUGUCUGAUGAUUAUGUUUGUAGUAAUGAAGAUACCGAAAAUAGUGUGAUGUCUUGUGAGGUGAGUAACAAUAAAAAUAAUGAAGCGAAGAAAACCUCCUCACCGCCAAAAAGGAAGGAUAUCGUAGACAAAAAUGCUGUUAUGGGUAAAAUCUUUAGACAUAAUGCUGUUCGGAGUGAGAAGAAAAUAACAAAGAGCAAAGAGCCUUCCAAUUCUUCUGCCAAUUUAGAUAAACUCUUCGACAGUUUACUCGAAGAGCAACCUAGUUCGUCAACAUCCAAGGAUGAUGCCACAUCACCGUCAAAAGAGGAAGUUUCGUCCUCAAAAUAUGAACAUUCUAAACAAGAACGUUCUUCGAAAUACGGAUAUUCAUCAAAACAAGAUCAGUCAUCAAAGAAUGAUAACUCGACUAAAUACGACCAUUCUCCAAAACAAGAUCUGUCAGCAAAGAAUGAUAACUUGACCAAAUACGACCAUUCUACAAAACGAGAUCAAUCAUCAAAGAGUGAUAACUCCACCAAAUACGAUAAAUCUACAAAACAAGAUCAUUCAUCAAAGAACGAUAACUCGACCAAAUAUGACCAUUCUUCAAAAAAGGAUCAUUCAUCAAAGAAUGAUAACUCGCCCAAAUAUGACCAUACUUCAAAAAAAGAUCAUUCAUCAAAGAAUGAUAAUUCGACCAAGUAUGACCAUUCUUCAAAAAAGGAUCAUUCAUCUAAAAGCAAUCAUUCCUCAAAAUACGAUCAUCCAUUAAAAUAUGAUCAUUCUUCAAAAUACGAACAUUCCUCCAAAUAUGAUCGAUUUUCUAAACACCAUUCAAUGUCUGAAGGAUCACCGAAGUCUGAUCAUUCAUCGAAAUAUGAACACUCUGAUAAGCAUGAGUAUCGUUCUAAGCAUGAUCAUUCUUUAAAAGAUCGCGAUCUUACAUUGAAACGCGAUCUGCCCCUAAAGCAUGAUAUUUAUAAAAAGCCGGAUCAACAUUCUAAACACGAGCAUUCUUCAAAAUAUGACUCUUUUGUAAAUCAAAACGCGCUUUCCAAAUACGAUAAUCCAUCUAAAUAUGAACAUAGCUCGAAAUAUGAUACUCAUUCAAAACACAAAAGUUCCCAAGACAAGCAUUAUAAACAUAAUUCCCAGUCCCAACAAUAUUAUUCUUCUAAUGAUAGUUCCCCAAGUGACCAGGAAUUAACAAGUCAUAAAUCCCCUAAAAAUUACGAUGCAUUAUCUCAAAAGUACGAAUCAAAAAAAUAUAAUGACGAAACUGAUUAUGGUCCAUCUACGUCCAAAAGACAUGACGAUAUUUCAAGAAAAUAUUAUAUAACUAAGGAAAAAAGUUACAAGACGGCAUCUCCAAAGAAAUUCGAGGCCAUGGCAUCUAACAAGUAUGAAUCAGUGAUGUCAAGAACUUUAAGCCCAUCUUCUAAAUAUGGCGAUACUUCAUUGUCAAAAAGCGAUGACGUGUCCCACAAACGUCAUGAUUCAAAAGACUAUCCCAAAGAAAAAUCGCCAUCCAAGAGAGUGGAUGAAGGAAUUGGAACAAGUUAUGAGUAUAGCAACGAACUGUUGGAUGAAGUAUCACGUGAUGACGCUGGCGUAGCUAGACAACGGGCGCGAAGGAAGUGCACAGUAGGCAAGCAGAAUGUAUUAGCAGAGACGUGGAGUUCUGAGUCGGAACCAGACGGAGUGCCACCACGGCCCAACAGUGCAGAGUCUGUGGUAUUAAGUGUUGGUAGGAAGAAAAAAGGUAAGCCUAAGAAGGAUGGACAGCAAGUUAGCGUUCGCAGAGGUAACACAAGAUACAUUUCAUUUAAAAGGCACGAUACAGAAACCAGGGUAAAUAGUGGCAAUCGCGUAAUGCCUAGCAGCGGUGCCGGAAGAAGCUGCGGUGUAGGAAAGACGUCACUGGAACGAGAUGACGAUGAUGAACGUCCCUCCAGUAGCGGCACCGUAAGAUGCAGUUCUCCAAUUGCGGGCGGUUCGGGCACGAGCGCGGUAUUCACACCGCCGGCGCCCAGAGUGCGUCCGCGGCCCUCGACCUACUACUGGUCAUCGGAGGGCGACGAAGAGCAGGAACACGUGCAGCAGCACGGCUGGAUAGUCGGUGACAGCCAUAAAAAAUUGGUAACUAUGUUAGCGCACGCCAAGGGUCGCAAGCGCAACAACGAUGACAAGCGUCUUGUGGACGAGUAAAUUAGCUUUUUAGAUUAUAUUAAUCUUGUAAAUAUAUUGUACAUAUUAUCAAGUUCUUCAUGAAAUGUCGUUUAUAUGACAUUUGACCAGAAACUUUUAAAGCUAAAAUUUUAUUGAGUUCUGUAAAUACUGUAUAUCUUUUAUAGCAUAUUUUAGUUAAUUAUUAUUGAGCCUAGUUUUCAGUGAGGUCUGAAUUUAUUUAAUUAAUAUUAAUCUACCCUUUCAAUGUAAUAGCAAAUUUUUCGAUUAUCACUGUCAAAGUAAAUACAAAGAGUCCUCUUUUAAUGUUAACAUGUAAUUUAAUAAAUAAUUAUUAUGAUACGGGGCAUUUUCCUUAGGACAAAUUAGUAUGUUUUAGUUGUACAGAAUAUCGCAUUUGUACAGCACUGCCCAUUUUAUGGUUUUAUUGCUAUAUAUGUUUGCAUGUUGUUUUGUUACCAAUGUAAUAGUGUGAUCAUGAUUAUAAUAUUAUUUGUGUACCCACAAAUCUUGAAUACCUAUACUGCGAAAUGUUUAAUGGCAUAAUAGUUUCCGCGUUUGAUCUGCUAAUGGAUCGGUUAACUUUAUAUAUAACCAGAAAUAUAUUGUAUUAAAUGAUUGUAGAUGUAGCACAAAAAUAAAAAUUGUCAUUCAAAGUAUGUAAUGAAAUAGACUCAUUUUAAGACUCAUAGACAGUUGUAAAAUUUAAGGUGUGUGUUAUUAAUAUUAUUUUGAAAUUAUUGUGAAGUAGACUAAAAUGCCCCUGUCUUGUUUGUCGUGCAGAACGCAUACCUAAAUUCAAUGCAUAAUAUUUUGUAGGUAUUGUGUUCCCUGCUCAUUGUAAGUGGAUUCUAAUAAUUAUUAUAAAGUUUAUAAAUGUAUUUAAUUUUGAAAAUAUUUUGAAUUUUCGAUAGACUGAAUGGAUUCAUUCUGUAGAGAGAUUGUAUGUUUGUAGUGUCCGCAUGGGGCUGAUAACGCGGUCUGGGUGAUUUUGUAUUUCUGAGUUUGAUAUUGAUUUGUUAACUAUUUUUAUACAUAUAUAAAUUAGAUGUUUCGUGUAGUCAAUAUUAACAAACAAAAUCUCAUGCAUUAGUUAUGGUUAUUUUCUAGUCCAGUAAAGGAGAGACUAAAAACCCCAUUGUCAGCCUCAAAAGUUUGUGAUCAAUAUUAUAUUCAAUAUUUUAAAAAGAAGACUUUUAUUAUUUUUGCGUAUUACACAAGUGAUGUUCAAUGGCUUGUGUGUCAAAUGUAUUGUGUUUAAUGAAUGGAAGUAAUCAAGUUUGAUUCUUGAAUAAAGCUCAAUGUUGAAAAUA
Manduca sexta (tobacco hornworm) is the source of this 15266-nucleotide messenger RNA. RefSeq lists its product as uncharacterized. The transcript has 7 exons. NCBI's taxonomy places the organism in Eukaryota, Metazoa, Arthropoda, Insecta, Lepidoptera, Sphingidae. The coding region runs from base 808 to 13974 and encodes 4388 amino acids. The record is from RefSeq and is a predicted model, not a curated record.